This is a messenger RNA of Trifolium pratense (red clover), 1346 nucleotides long. RefSeq names its product probable pectinesterase 55. Gene Ontology annotation, molecular function: pectinesterase activity. The transcript has 5 exons. The record is from RefSeq and is a predicted model, not a curated record. The coding region runs from base 80 to 1066 and encodes 328 amino acids. Lineage: Eukaryota; Viridiplantae; Streptophyta; Magnoliopsida; Fabales; Fabaceae. Gene Ontology annotation, biological process: cell wall modification.
AUUUUAAAAAAUUCUCUCAACGAUUACAUUUUGUUCUCUUUGCUUCGUUGUGAAAGUCCAAAUUCUAAUAUUCAUCAUCAUGUUUCGCUUGUUCUUAUUUGCUUUUAUCAUUCCCUUUGUGAUGUUGAAAUUUGAUGAAGCUAAUGCUCAACUUUACAAAAAAGUGGGAAAUCAAAUCUUACCUUAUUCGACAAUAUUUGUCGAUCCAUCCGGCCGAGACGGGAGUUUCUUAACCAUUCAAUCUGCCAUUGAUUCGAUACCUUCGCACAAUGAUCGCUGGAUCGCAAUUAGAGUGAAGGCUGGCACUUAUAGAGAAAAAAUAGGUAUUCCAAGAGAGAAACCUUACAUUAUAUUGAAAGGAGCAGGAAAGAGAAAAACUUUUGUUGAGUGGAAUGAUCAUAGUUCAACCGAUCAAAGUCCUACUUUUACAUCAUUGGCAAAUAAUACUGUUGUCAGAACCAUAAGUUUCAGGAAUACAUACAACGAUGAUAAUAACGGUGUCCAUGUAGCUGCUGUAGCUGCAAUGGUAAGUGGUGAUCAGAGCUAUUUUUACAGAGUUGGUUUCUAUGGUUAUCAAGACACUUUGUGGGACGAUAGAGGAAGACAUUAUUACAAGCUUUGUACCAUACAAGGUGCAAUUGAUUUUAUCUUUGGUGAAGGUCAAUCUUUCUUCGAGAGGUGCGCCAUAUCUGUUAUUGGUGGUGGUUAUAUAACAGCACAAGGUAGAGAUGAUGCAAAUGAACCAGGAGGGUUUGUUUUCAAAGAUUGUGUUGUGUUUGGAAGUGCAACAACUUAUUUGGGAAGGCCUUGGAGAAAAUAUGCUAGAGUCUUAUUUUUUAAUUCCAAUCUUACCAACAUUGUAGAACCUAGUGGUUGGAACACAUGGAAUUCUGAAGGCAAUGAGGAACUAACAACAUUUGCAGAGUAUGGUAAUUUUGGACCUGGUGCUGAUACAUCCAAGAGAGUGAGUUGGGCUAAGAAAUUGGAUUUAGCAACUAUUGAACAAAUGUCAAGUUUGAACUUCGUCAACACACCAGAACAAUGGAUUGGUACUCAACCAUUCUAAAAAACUGAUUUGGAAGUGCAUAUAAUCUGUAAAAAUAUUUGUUGCCCAACAAAAUUUUAUCUUUCUGAAUUUCUUUGUCUAAAUUUUUUUAUUAUUUAAGCAGCCAUUAGUAAAGUAUUUUUUAGCAAAUUCAAGACUUUUUUUGGGUUUUAUUAAUAAAAAUUUAGGAUACGGAGAUGAUACUCCAAUCUAAAGUAGACAUAACUUGGAGACGCCGUCUAUUCAUUGCUAUGUUAUUGUUCAUUAAGUUAAGUAAUAACAAAAGGAAAUUUUUUCCCUA